AUGGAUGACAGCGACUUUGCAAAGUACUUUCCUUCGUCGUUCGGUAAGUCGUCGUCGUCGUCAAAGCCAAAAGCAAAGCCGGAGCCACGCAAGGCCCAAGCUGACGAUGGCAUGGAUGCUCUUCGCGCUUUUAUGCCCACAUCAUUUGGCAAGCAGAAAUCAGCAAGGAGCAACUACACAAGCACCACUUCUGCGUCACAGGAACCUUCAAAGCAACCCACAGAUCAAGACCAGGAGAUCGAUAGCAAAGACGCCGUCAAGCCUCAGAUCAAGGACACCACAACAGCAAAGGAUCGGGACAGCGAGGACAAGGACGAUGAGGAUGAGGACGAGGAAGACGAUGAUGACAGCGCCGAUACUCCCUCCUCAUCUGUUAUCCCAGUUUCACACGAGAUCACCUUGAACGAGCACAGCAAGACGAUCUCUGCGAUGGCUCUUGAUCCUGCAGGAGCAAGACUUGUCACUGGAGGAUAUGACUUUAAUGUCUGUUUUUGGGACUUUGCUGGAAUGGAUACGCGGUUCAGACCCUUCCGGUCCAUGGAACCAUGCGGAGCACAUCAGAUACACGAACUCAAGUACUCAUUAACAGGAGACAAAAUUCUCAUCAUCUCGGGAGAGGCCAAGGCCAGGAUAUACGAUCGAAACGGGAUGGAGGUCGCUGAUUAUCAAAAGGGUGACCCCUACAUCCGGGACUUGCGGUUGACCUCAGGACAUGUUGCUGCUCUGACCAGUGGCGCCUGGCACCCUUACACCAAGGAUCGAUUCAUUACGUCUUCGACAGACGGUUCCAUCAGGCUAUGGGAUGUCGAGAACACCCGCAAGCAGGCUGAUGUCAUUGCCUACAAGACCAAGGAGCGUGGUGGAAGGACCGCAGUCACUUCCGUCGCCUAUAGCUCGGAUGGAAGAUUGAUUGCAGGUGGUAUGUCAACAACGAUUGAGAAUGCGCAUGUAAAAGGAACAGAGACAUCGUCGAUUAUAUUCUCCAGGGAUAGCCAGCGCAUGGUCACAAGAGGUGGCGAUGACACUGUGAAAUUGUGGGACGCUAGAAACUUGAAGCACCCGCUCUCGAUCGCUGAGGAUGUUGCCUCGUUGAACUCUGAGGCCAAUGUGAUCUUUUCGCCCGACGAGCGCCUCAUCCUCACUGGUACUGGAGUCAAGAAGAACGAGGGCUACGGCAAGAUCGUGAUGAUGAACAGUGAGAACCUGGAGGUUGUGCGCACUGUUAGCGUGUCCCAAAGUAGUGUUGUUAGAGUCCUCUGGCACGACAAGCUGAAUCAGAUUGUGGCGGGCAAUGCUGACGGAACAGCUCGCGUGUACUACGACCCUGAGGUUUCGAACAAGGGAGCCAAGCUUUGUGCGACCAAGACGCCAAAGAAGCGGGCGGUGGACGACUACGAGAUUGACAGACCCAUUAUCACCCCUCAUGCGCUUCGCAUGUUCAAGGAGGACAACACUAUGGUCAGCAAUAAGCGGAAACUGGAGAAGAUGCGAAAGGAUCCCAAGGCCUCUCAUCGCCCAGAGAUGCCUCUGUCAGGCCCAGGAAAGGCUGGCAAGGUUGGAACCAAUAUGACACACCAGGCCCUAACAGGCUUUACAAGAGACGACACCCGCGAGGAAGACCCACGUGCUGCGCUGCUGAAGUAUGCGGAAAUGACAGAAAAGGACCCUCAAUGGAUUACCCCUGCGUAUAAGAAGAACCAACCCAAAGCUGUGUACGACGACAGACCCGAUGGCGACGAGCAUCGCGAGCUGAAGCGGAAAAAGUGA
Molecule: messenger RNA, 1767 nt
Organism: Linnemannia hyalina
Lineage: Eukaryota; Fungi; Mortierellomycota; Mortierellomycetes; Mortierellales; Mortierellaceae
Source: the annotation of a GenBank genome assembly